Messenger RNA from Lottia gigantea (owl limpet), 3168 nucleotides. RefSeq lists its product as hypothetical. Bases 1 to 3168 code for a protein of 1055 amino acids. Gene Ontology annotation, molecular function: lipid binding; protein binding. Gene Ontology annotation, biological process: mitochondrial calcium ion homeostasis. The transcript is spliced from 21 exons. NCBI's taxonomy places the organism in Eukaryota, Metazoa, Mollusca, Gastropoda, Lottiidae. The record is from RefSeq and is a predicted model, not a curated record. Gene Ontology annotation, cellular component: mitochondria-associated endoplasmic reticulum membrane contact site.
AUGAAUGUGAAAACAGUGAAAAUCUUAAAGGAAAAAUUACAAGAUAAAGAAGAGUUAGAGAAGAAACAGUCAUGUCUUUGGUUCAAUAUCCUAUCACAAUAUUUAUUUCAAGAACUGAGAGAUACUCCACAAGUCAGAAGGUUUGUUAUGAAGAAAAUGAACAAAGAAUUCGAAGAAGUUCUACAAACAACAUCAGGAAAAUUUUUAGAUCAAAUUAUUAUUCGUGAUUUUAAUUUGGGCACAACAUUUCCUAUUGUAAAUAAUGUUAGUAUAAAAAAUAUUGUAAAAAAUGGGGAUAAACUAGAGGAAAUUGAUUUAGGUUUAGAUGUUGAUUAUGAUGGUGGAUUUCAAAUAGCUUUAGAUGUAUUUUUAGUUUUUAAUAAAUCAGCAUAUUUAUCUGUUACUCUUAAAAAACUAAAAGGUUAUGCUAGAUUACAGCUGACUCGAACACCAUAUACUCAUUGGUCAUUCUCUUUCUAUGAUGAUCCUGAAGUAGAUUUUGCAGUAGAAUCUCAAUUUGAAGGUCGACAGUUACCACAAGUUGCCAAUAUUAUCAUUACACAGUUAAGACGCAGUAUAAGAAAAAAACAUACAUUACCAAACUAUAAAAUGAGGUUUAGACCGUUCUUUUUUCAACAAGAACUUGAAAAACCUCUCCGAGAUCUCACAGUAAAUGGCCAUAAUAUAACCACUGGAAGACUGGAUAUUCAAGUAAAAGAAUGUUCAAGACUACUUAAAACACCAAAAGAUUCUUUUUUAUAUUGCUCUGUAUCUAUUGAUUAUUUACCAUAUAAAGAACUAGUCAAUUCUAGAAGGAGAGUGUGGGUAACACAUGACAUUGAAGUUAAUAAAAAUAAUGCUCAAUCUGUUGGUCUUGCUUUUAAAGAGGAACAACUAUUAGACAGAUAUGAAACAGCAGUCAUUGUGGAAUUCGUUAUUCCCGAUUCUCCAGCUGCAAUUGCAGACAUCAGAAAGGGUGACAUGUUAAUAGCUAUAGGUACAACUAAAAUAUCUUCAACAAAACAAGCUGCCAAACUAAUCAAAACUGCUGGGGAAAAGUUUAUGGUUCGGCUGGAACGAACUCAGAUAAAAAUGAAUCCUGAUCUCAAAUUUGUGGAAGAAAACAUCAAUGUCAAGGAGUCAGCAGAAUUUGAGUUUUCUGAGGAGUCUGCUGUCGGUGACAAUAAUGGGGAGGAGUUUAUAAGCAUUAGUUUUAAACAAGAUGGGGAGGAGCCAAAAAUUAAAAUGUCUCAUGAUAAGCCAAAAACCACCAUCAAUCAAAGUCCACCUACUCAUCAACAAAAACCCAGAUCUAAAACUGAUUUGACAGUGGAUGGUACACCUGUUUUGAAGAAAAGAAGCAUUGGCAGUGAAUCUCCAGCUAGCAGUUUUAAAAGAGAGAGCUCUCCACAUGGAUUACGCUACAGAACACAUAGUGAUCCUGGACAGCUUACUAAGUUAAUAAAUGAUGAUGUCGAUAGUGUACAUUCCACUGAAACUGAUGGUGGUACAGUUAGUGAUAGUGAUGAUGAUGUUUCAACUGUGCAGAAAACCAAGGAGGUCAAAUCUAGUCAGAAUCCUAAAUGGAACCAUGCAAUGAAUUUUGAUAUAACAGAACAAUUAAGAUAUCUCAACCUUUGUAUAUGGUGUAAAAUACCAGAGAAAACUGAUAAGAGUGAAAAAGUUAUUAAGCCUGAAAGACAUUUAUUAGUUGGACAUGUAAACAUUCCAUUAUCGGACCUAUGUUUAGAAUGUUUAUUAACUUUAGAGGGCCAAACUAAAUAUAAAGUUAAUUUAUUACCAGGGGAAAUGAAAGCUACUGCUAGUCGUUCUAAAACUGGAAAAUAUAUGAAUCUGCCAGGAUUUGAUUCUCAGUUAUGUUAUGGUGAUGUGACAUUAAUAGUAAAGUUCAAUAAUAAUAACUUGAAUGAGAAUGAAAGACAGACAAUAACUAAAGUACCCUUAGAUCCUAGUGUAGUAACAGAUACCAAUAGAGAUACUACUAUCAAUAAAGCUGUAGAUGAAGUAACUGAUAUCAACCAUCAUUUCAAUGGAGCUCAAUUCCCUUCAGCUACAUAUUGCAAUUUCUGUGGUAAAAAGAUCUGGUUAAAAGUAGCUUUUCAGUGUAAACAAUGUUCUAUGAUUUGUCAUAAAAAAUGUGUAGAAAAAUGUCAAGCUGAUACUCUGUGUACAAAAAAUGGUGUUAAAUGUCGUAGUAAACCAGAUACAGAAUGGAAGAUGCCUGUAGUAACGUCACGUCUGAAGAAAGUACAGGAAUAUAAAGAGGGUGUGACUAAAAGUAAAUUAUUAAGUAAAUUCCGUAAAGAAGACAAACCCUCACAACAACAACAACAAACACCUGUUAAAAAGAAUGUGCCAACCAGUCUAGAUAUUAACGUUAAUACAGACAGUGAUGUAAAGAUGUCGCCUGGGAUAACACCAUCACCAAGAUUUAGUCCCAGAUUACUACGUAAAGUACCUAAAGUUGUAUUAGAAGCUGGUGAUAGCACUACUAAAGUAUUGCAAGAUGACCCACCAUCAGAUGAUUCUGAUGCAGAACAAAAUGCUGCCUUACAAGAACUGUAUGAGAAGAGGGCUAAAGGACAGAAUUUAGAUGAAAUGGUUGUUACAGCAGCGAAACAGAUGGGUCGUGAACUAUUCACACAUUUAUCUAUUACUGAACGCAAAAAUAAACUUGAUCAUAUGGUUUCCAAACUUCAGUUAGAAAUUGACCAAGAAACAGAAAAUAAAUCUGAUUUGAACAGAACUCUUCAUGAAACAUUGGACCAGGGUCAAAGACAAGCUAUUCAACAACAUUUACUGAAAUCGGAAGAAAAAGGAGACGCUUUGAUGAUGUUGUUAUUACAUUAUUGUGCUGGACUUCAACAUUGUUUAGAUCAGGAACAGGAAGAGAGACUGAAAAACGAAGGGGAACUCAAUGAGGGGGAACUCAAUGUGGAAGAACUUGAAAACUGUGUAGGCAAAGAGGAGGAUAUUUAUGUGUCUACUGAAGACCUUCUUUUUAAAAUGAUAGAGAAUGGCCAUGACCAAUUUGGUGACAUGGGGGCUGUCCUCAUUGACAAAUCAGAUGCCGAGGAAAGCGACAGUGAUGAUUUUGAAAAAUUUCGUGUUUUGGAUCAUCAAAUAGAUGAUGGGGAACUUAUCUAG